AUGGCGAACCUGCAAAUUGUUCCAGCUUCCAACAACGUGGAAGCACAGUACGUGGAGAUGAUGGUGCCUCUGUACUCAUAUGGAUGUGAGAAGAAAGUAAAGAAGACAUUAGCCGGAAUUAAAGGGAUAUACUCAGUGAAUGUGGAUUAUAAUCAGCAGAAGGUGACAGUGUGGGGAAUAUGCAACAAAUAUGAUGUGCUAACGACCAUGAGGACCAAGAGGAAAGAAGCCCGGUUCUGGAAUGAUGAAGACAACGCGGAGAUGGAAGAACCCGUGAAAGAUCCCAAGCCUAUGACUUUAACUAGAGUUCGCUCUCUUAGCUGGAAAGCAUGGAGGAUGGUCUUCAAGAGAUCAUAUUCCUUUUAAAGAAAAAUUGGAAGUGGAUAAAUAAGAAUAAAACACAACUUCCUCAUUUCUGAGAACUUUGAUUUGAUGUAAAUUGGCCAACAUACAUUUCCCACAUGAUCAGUUGGUGGACCACUGUUUCUUCAAGCAUUCCGGCUUCCUAAAUGUAUAUCUUUUUGACAAA
Messenger RNA from Vitis vinifera (wine grape), 529 nucleotides. RefSeq names its product heavy metal-associated isoprenylated plant protein 28. Bases 1 to 366 code for a protein of 121 amino acids. Gene Ontology annotation, molecular function: metal ion binding. NCBI's taxonomy places the organism in Eukaryota, Viridiplantae, Streptophyta, Magnoliopsida, Vitales, Vitaceae. The transcript is spliced from 2 exons. The record is from RefSeq and is a predicted model, not a curated record.